Odocoileus virginianus texanus is the source of this 3331-nucleotide messenger RNA. NCBI's taxonomy places the organism in Eukaryota, Metazoa, Chordata, Mammalia, Artiodactyla, Cervidae. The record is from RefSeq and is a predicted model, not a curated record.
AAAUUGUGUGUGUGUGUGUGUGUGUCUGUGUGUGUGUAGCCGAGCAAAGAGAGUUAUAAAGGGAGUAGCCUUUCGAUCUUUGGUUUCUGUUCUUAGAGCACUCGAGGUUACAUUUGUGACUGUAGAGUUAUAAGGAGAGGUCACAACUCCCUUUUACACUUGUCCGUUACGGUUUUUUCAAACUUGUGUGAAAAGCGAAAGAGGAUCUGGAACCCGCUCAAGAACCAAAAUGUUGGUCUGUACUGUUACCAUGAAACCUGUGUUUAUAAGGACCAGAAACGUGACAUGUGUGUUUGGUAACCAGGGAAAAUGCUCGGAUUUUUAGGAAAUUAGAAAGAGUUUGAAAUGCAGAGACUCUAUCGCUUCCCUUCUUUCAGACAUUGAAACAGUUUCUGUGGCUGUUCUUUAUUGCUCAGAAAGAACUUUUUAAAAGAAAAAAAUUAUUUACUUUUGGCCCCUCCCAUCUGACCUAAAUAAAUUCUGGUUAAUUUUGUCUUUAAAUCAGACUUUGAAUGUUCAAUUAGGAAUAAAAGCAAGUACUAAUACUACCUUUGCCCUAGUAACAUCUGAUCUUGUCAUGUGUAUCAGUAUGUCACUUUUCAUGUUUUAUUCAGAGAGUGAGUUGAAUUCAGAGCAAUUUUUAAUUAAUGGGAAGUUUUUAAAAAUGAUUAGUGUGUAUGCAGAAAACACUUUUUACCUAACAUUAGAACCAGGAGACCUGUGUUUUCCUUUUCCUCCUACUGAUUAGCUGUGUGACUUUAGACAGAGUCACGUCCUAAACUUUGAUUUUCUCAUAAAUCAAGGACUUCAAAUAAAUAUCUCUUAAAUUUAUAUAAACUCAAUCAUUGUGUGAUUCAGAUUCUUGGUAUAACUGAUUCUUAUUUUGACAGGUACACAAAUAAAGAAUAAAGUAUUUACGAAACAAAUCUUCAAUCAAGUAUAACAUUUUGAUGCUUGGCAGCUAGACUCCUUGUGCCCUCACUAUGCCAGCAGCAACUGUAGAUCAUAGCCAAAGAAUUUGUGAAGUUUGGGCUUGCAACCUGGAUGAAGAGAUGAAGAAAAUUCGUCAAGUUAUCCGAAAAUAUAAUUACGUUGCUAUGGACACCGAGUUUCCAGGCGUGGUUGCAAGACCCAUUGGAGAAUUCAGGAGCAAUGCUGACUAUCAGUACCAACUGUUGCGGUGUAAUGUAGACUUGUUAAAGAUAAUUCAGCUAGGACUGACAUUUAUGAAUGAGCAAGGAGAAUACCCACCAGGAACUUCAACUUGGCAGUUUAACUUUAAAUUUAAUUUGACGGAGGACAUGUAUGCCCAAGACUCUAUAGAGCUGCUCACAACAUCUGGUAUCCAGUUUAAAAAACAUGAGGAGGAAGGAAUUGAGACCCAGUACUUUGCAGAACUUCUUAUGACAUCAGGAGUAGUCCUCUGUGAAGGGGUCAAAUGGUUAUCAUUUCAUAGUGGUUAUGACUUUGGCUACUUAAUCAAAAUCCUGACCAACUCUAACUUGCCUGAAGAAGAACUUGACUUCUUUGAGAUCCUUCGAUUGUUUUUUCCUGUCAUUUAUGAUGUGAAGUACCUCAUGAAGAGCUGCAAAAAUCUCAAAGGUGGUUUACAGGAAGUUGCUGAACAGUUAGAGCUGGAACGGAUAGGACCACAGCAUCAGGCAGGAUCUGACUCAUUGCUCACAGGAAUGGCCUUUUUCAAAAUGAGAGAAAUGUUCUUUGAAGAUCAUAUUGAUGAUGCCAAAUAUUGUGGUCAUUUGUAUGGCCUUGGUUCUGGUUCAUCCUAUGUACAGAAUGGCACAGGGAAUGCAUAUGAAGAGGAAGCCAGCAAGCAGUCAUGACAUGAAAUAGUUCUUUUAUUUUUAUUUUAUUUGAGAUACACACAUGCUUGUAUAUAGGUUUUAUCUCUGGUUGAAUCCCUUGAACAGUAGACAUUACUUUUUUUUUUCUUCAUAGCUUAUUUUUCUGCCUUUCAGCACUAAGUAUGACCAUUCCUAUCUCAGAUCUUAACAAACAGAAAAGUAUUCAGGUUCAGUCCGGCCUUAAAUACACUUGUUAGUAGGCAUGUGUGAGUGGGGAAAGCUACAUGGUAUUGAAUACUUUGAUAAACUUCACCUACUUGAGCUUGUUUUUUUUUCCCCGUUCCUAAAUUAACUAGCACUGACUGUAAUUUAUUUCCCUGUUUCAUGUCUCCCUUUCAUUCUGCAGGAGUUUUAGCUAUUUGAGAUUGUGGACCAUCAAUUUUGCACUUUAGAGAGUGAUUCUGACUCAAAUCCUCUGUUUUAUCAGCAGUUUUGGUUUUCCUUGCUCUUAGCUGGAAAAAUGACCAUCUGCCAACUUUUCCCAUAUUACUUGUUUUUGACCCAUGGAAUAUAGCACAUGUAUUGUGCAAAUGGUUGAAUCAGCAGGACUACAAAAAAGAAAAGACAAAAAACUACUGAGGAGCUUAGUAACUGCUGUUUCUGUGCGUAGUAAUUAAUCUUCCAAGCACAUCUAGUGUCUGUCAGUUUCUAAUUGGCAUGUGUGUAGGCUGCUCUGUGACUGAAGUGUUUUUCAAACCAGCUUUACACCCUUCAGGAAAAAUCCUUUUUGAUUGGACAUUUAAUGUCUGCCGGGAAACUGGUACCCAAGAUGUUGAAGCUGCAGUUAUUUUAUGGUAGCACACUUCCCUUAUCUGCUUCUUUUUAUUCCAUCUCUGUUUACCCUUAUUUUAAAAAAUUUUAUAGCCAUAUUUACGAUGCUCUUGAUUUGUUGAUUCCACAAAUCAAUUUCAUUCAAAUCCAAAGAUUGCCAAGUCUUUAGGUAUAUUUUGUACCAAAUUAAAUUACAAAAAAUUCGAGCUUUCAUAGUUGCUACAAAGAUAAAAAAAUGGAGAAAUUUGGUGUAAAACAACAUAAUACAAAAUUAUAUAUUUAUUAGCUAUAUAUAGUAUAGCUAAUAAAAGUACCUGAGGAGUGUAAUGCUUGUUUAUUUUUUUGUGUAUAUCUUUGCAAUCUAUUUUAUAUAUAUUGACAAAAGAGACUGUGAAAUAUUUAGCCAUGUGGAAUAUGUGACCAGACCAGAGCAUGCGUAGGAAGGCAUUUUGGUAAUCAUUAACUGCCCUGAAAUGACGGACUACAAGUUAUGAUGUGUGUCAUCUGCACUUCAAUCAGUAAUAUUAGCAAAUCUCCAAAUGUUAGCCACAUUAGUUUGUUUCCCUUGUACAUUCUUUACUCAUGAUACUUCAAUGCUGUAACUGGGUGGUCCUUUUUAAACAAAACAUUUGCGAAACAGAGGGAUUAUUUGUUUUUAAAGCUUUUGUAAAUAAAGGCUUCAGAAAUGUUUUCUUAUA